Molecule: messenger RNA, 3336 nt
Organism: Dinoponera quadriceps
Lineage: Eukaryota; Metazoa; Arthropoda; Insecta; Hymenoptera; Formicidae
Gene: Hbg3
Product: alpha-glucosidase-like
Exons: 10
Coding region: 1293-2972 (559 amino acids)
Biological process (GO): carbohydrate metabolic process
Source: RefSeq, a predicted model, not a curated record
GAGGCGACGUUAGACGCGGGGGACGUUGCCGGACGUGUACACGGUGAAAACGCCUACCUUCGUUACGCUCGAUCGAGAGUAUCGAGCCGAGACGCUCGAUGUCCUCGAAACUGAGCAACUCGCGAAAAGAACCCGCCCUAUUCUCAGGCUCGCUCCCGUCGUCGCGAAAACGCGAAACCGCGACUGUAAUCGCCGCUACGUUAUUUCGCGAUUUUCACGCAGACUGCGAAUCGCAUUAUCCGUGAAAUUCCCGCCGGUCGCUCCUCUCCGCUAGGAGCCGCGCCGAUGGUCGUCGCGCGUUCAAAGGCAAACAGCGUUUAUUCCACCGCAGGCUUCGUAAAUGACACGCGCGUCCUAGACCGACUAUUUUACGGACUGGUCCUGCGGUGUUUUCGAAAUGACACCGAGAAGCCCAUUCGGUUGACUCCGAAUUCUUCGUUCGGACAAACGAACGUUUCCGUUGUGAGAGCGAGAAUUUCGCUCUCCGAACUAAACUUUGCUUUUCGUUUUCAUCCCGAAGAAUCAAACUCUGGCUCUCACGAUCGCAACGUUCGUUUGCCGAGCGAGAAUUCCGUUCGAAUCGAUUAAAUGAGGUUUUCAGUGUACGUUUCCAUACGUAAUUAGCUAGAAUAAAAUACGCGGAUGCUAUUCUAUGUGUUUCUAAUUGACUCGCUAAAAAGUUCUAUUUAGUAUAUAUGAAAGAGUAUUGGCGACGGAUUCAAAUAGGGAUUCACACCAAUCACAUCGGCGAGACAGUGCGAGAUUAAAUGUGCGAUCUGGACGGCGGAUGGAAUGUUGCGUCGAGAAAACAGUGGGGUAGUACGUGGGGUGUACGACGUGAGAACGAACCGCUGCGGUCGUUCCCGACCUCGGCCCCGGGUCCGAUACGUAAAUUGCAGCGGUGAUUGAGCGAAGCUGCGACGGAUCGUCUUACGAAACGGUCUUCGGGAGUCGCGCCAACAUCUCGGCGCGACAAUAAUAGCGCGCGAACGUUAACGCUACUUGCUAAGUCGCACAAAUCGAUUCCGUUCGCUGAGAGACAGUACAUUACCGGCGUGUGUUCAGCGAUUCUCGAAUGCACAGGCCACACAGAACAGCCGGGGAAUGUUGUGAGUGAGCGGAGAUCUAAAGACUAAUCGACAUAGAAAUCAGCAACAAGGAUAACACAUUCGCGCGUAUUUCGGUGAAAACGGAGAGUAGCGAGUUAAUGCGAGGCACUUCGUACGCGAUCUACAAACUACAUCUAUUUGGAGAGUCGGUCGGAGGUGUUCGUGGAGACUGAUUCAACAAAAAUGAAGGGGAUAACAACGCUUUUCGCGAUACUGCUAUUGUCCAGCGUUGGGCACGGCGCAAAAUGGUGGCAGACGAUGUCUCUCUAUCAAAUUUAUCCCAGAAGCUUCAAGGACAGCGACGGGGACGGCGUGGGAGAUCUCAAUGGCGUCAAGAGCAAGCUGCAACACCUGGUCGAAACGAACGUCGAAGCCUUUUGGUUAUCUCCGAUCUAUCCCAGCCCGAUGAUCGACUUCGGCUACGACAUUUCCAACUUCACCGACAUCGACUCCGUGUACGGCAGCAUGGCUGACUUCGAGGCGCUCGUGAAGGCCGCGCACGAUCACUCCCUCAAAAUCAUCAUGGAUUUCGUCCCUAACCACUCGUCCGACCAGCACGAGUGGUUCCAGAAGAGCCUGCGCGGCAUCGAGCCCUACACCGAUUAUUACGUGUGGCACAAAGGCAAGGUGCUGCCUGACGGAAGGGUCACGUUGCCGAAUAAUUGGGUGAGCGUGUUCGGCGGGCCGGCGUGGACCUGGAGCGACGAGCGGCAAGCGUAUUACCUUCAUCAGUUCGCGCCGGAGCAACCUGACCUCAACUUCAACAACGAGAACGUGGUGAGCGCGAUGAAGGACGUCAUGAGAUUUUGGCUCGACAAGGGGGUGGACGGAUUCCGGGUGGACGCGGUGCCGCAUUUGUGCGAGCACAAGGAUUUCCCGGACGAGCCGCUCACGGGCAAUCCGAAUCCCAACGAUUACGGUUACACGGAGAAGAUCUACACGAAGGAUCAGCAGCGCACCUACGACACGGUGCAAGGCUGGCGGGAAGUGCUGGACGAGUACCCAGGCGAUCGAGUCAUGAUGAUCGAAGCGUACGCGAACAUGACGAUGACGAUGAAGUAUUACCGUUACGGGGCGAACUUUCCCUUUAACUUCGGCUUGAUCACCAACACGAAUUCGAAUUCCUCGUCGUCCGACUUCACGGAUGUGAUCUCCGAGUGGAUGCGGGAAAAAGGAGACAAGACCGCUAACUGGGUGGCCGGUAAUCACGACAAGUCCAGAUUGGUGAGCCGUUACGGGCCGAUUCGAGCGCAAUUCGUGACUAUGAUGAUUCUGCUGCUUCCGGGCGUGAGUGUGACUUACAACGGCGACGAGAUCGGUAUGGAGGACACGUGGAUCUCGUGGGAAGACACCAAAGACCCGCAAGGUUGCAACGCCGGUAAAGAUCAUUACGAGACGGCGUCUCGGGAUCCUGAGAGGACGCCGUUCCAAUGGGACGACACCACCUCGGCUGGAUUCUCCACGAACCCGAAAACGUGGCUGCCGAUCAACAAAAAUUAUAAGACCGUCAAUUUAGCCGCAGAAAAGGCACAGAGCAACUCCUAUUACGCCCUGUAUAAGGCGGUUUCUGAUUUACGAAAGUGGCCGGCGCUGAAACAAGGUCCACUUGAAUACAUACUCAGUUUAGAGGGAAUGGAGAAUUUUUUCGCAUUAAAGAGGAGAGGCUGGAGGUCCGGAGAGAAAUCGGUUUACGCAUAUUUUAACUUCGACGACAAGGAGCGAUCACCGCUGGACGUAUCCACCGAGCCACUGAGGGUUUAUUAUGCUACUACGAAUGCUCAUUCCCUCAUUGGGAAACGCGUCGACAAAAUUCAAGAAGAGAAAAUUCCCGCAUCGGCGGCCGUGAUAUACGUCAGCGAGUAAAGCCGGGCGAAAAUGUACGGGGGACAAGAACGAGACGUCUUCCACGCAAUUCCCAUAGUUUCUCAAGACGAAGAGGAGAGAGUACUUCGGUCCUUGGAACGCGACCUGUUCCUGAUUCUUGACUUACCGCUUUUAUAUUCGCACGCAUCACGCUGUUACUUUAUUUAUUAAUCUCCCACGCAUAUCUUAUUAUAACUGAUUACAAUUGGACUAUCGCGCAUAGCUGGGACUGCGUAAAACAAGUAAAACGCCACUCUCGCGGAUCUAAUCUGAGCUAAUCUAAGUGGAUCUUAUCUGUAAACGAGGCUAGAUUAAAUGUGUAAUUACGACGGAAAUUCGUACCAUUAAAAAGCAAUUUCGCAUU